CCAACGGCAGCGCCCGAGAGCACCUGCUGGCGGUGCGUCGGCGCACACCGCACAACCGGCCGUACACGAUCGGGCCCGACAACCUCCGCAGCCUGUCGGUGCAGGGCGCAGCUGGAGCCUCCACCUCCGCGUCCUCCUCCGCUAUGUCGUCAGGGAACCAACCAGAAACGACGGGCGUGGGGCUCCAGCGGGCCAAUAGCGACACGGACCUGGUGACGUCAGACAGCCGGUCUUCGCUGACGGCGUCUAUGUACCAGCUGACUCUAGGCCACAGCCACCUGGUCAUCUCCUGGGACAUCAAGGAGGAAGUGGAUGCCACCGACUGGAUUGGCCUGUACCACAUCGAUGAGACGUGUGUGGCCAAUGUGUGGGACUCCAAGAAUCGUGGUGUGAACGGCACCCAGAGGGGACAGAUCGUGUGGAGACUGGAGCCGGAACCCUACUUCAUGGAGCCGGAGACUAAGGUCUGCUUUAAAUACUAUCAUGGUGUAAGUGGAGCUUUAAGAGCAACGACCCCUUGUAUCACCGUUAAGAACCCUGGAGUACUGGUGGGCACUGAAGGCCAAGUGGAGGACCAAUCAGGGACUGAGCACUGUCGGAAACUAGUCAGCUUCACCCUGUCAGACAUCCAGGCAGCAGGCCUGAAGAAGGGCAUGUUUUUCAACCCUGACCCCUACCUGAAGAUGUCCAUCCAGCCCGGAAAGAGGAGCGGCCUCCCCAAGUUCACCCACCACGGCCAGGAGAGGCGCUCCUCCAUCAUAGCCAACACCACCAACCCUGUGUGGCACGGGGAGAAAUACACCUUUGUGGCUCUGAUGACUGACGUGUUGGAGAUCGAGGUGAAGGAUAAGUUUGCCAAGAGCCGGCCUAUCAUCAAGCGGUUUCUGGGUCAGCUGGUCAUGCCUGUUCAGAGACUCCUGGAGGGGCCGACAGCUGACGAUCAGCCAGUCAGCUACAGCCUGUGUCGUCGUCUCCCUACGGACCAUGUGAGCGGGCAGCUUCUGUUCAGAGUGGAUAUCACCUCCACUGGACAAGAAGCUUCCCCAGACGCCGUGGGAACUAUCUUGGGUGGGGCAGUGAACGGGGACCCCGGCAGUCCCUCCGACGACGAAGACCUACCUCACCCGCCCUCAUCCUCGCGCGUUACAUGUGGACCCUCUCCCACGGGCUCUGACGAGGGCUCCCCAAUAGUCAACGGUGCUUGUUACUAUGGUGACGACAGCGUGUGGCAGGAGCCUGGGCAGAUGGGAGAGGAGGAUCUGCUUCCUGUGGCUUUGGGCGGCCACACCCACCGGCAGGUGUCACUCAAUGACUAUCUGGAUGCCAUCGAGGCACCCAGGAGCCCUGGGGACCGGCCUCUGGCAGGACCUUCACCAAAACUUCGUUCUAGCUUUCCAACAGACACACGGCUAAAUGCCAUGCUACACAUAGACUCAGAUGAGGAUGAGGAGACGGCGGGGCAGCACAGGGAGCAAUCACAGGAGGUGAGGACACCGCAGAGCACGGACUUAGCCUCAUCAAGGAGUUCGUCUACAUCUGAAUCUCAACCGGGGAAUGAGGGAUCAAAGGCAGAGCAUCAGGGGCAGACUGGAGCUGGGGCUGGGGCCGCAACAGAGGCAGGUUCCUCUGCUAGUUCUCAGUCAGAGACUGAGCCUGCAGGGGCUGAACCUGGAGCUGCAGAAGGUGCAGCUGGAGUCCAAGCGCAGGUGGGAACAUCAACCACCACUGGGACCGGAGAGGUCGCUGGAGUGACAUCUGAGGCUGCACACGUUACAGGAGAAACCUCUCAGGCAGCAGGGGCUGAGGCAGCUGCAGCAGGACCCGGGCCGGGGGAGUCUGUAGGGGAAUGUACCUGUCAGGAGCAGAGCAGCAGGACGGAUGCAAACCAGGAAGUUCCUUGCAAUUCCUCACUUGGUCCACUUUCACCCAUUCAGGAGGUGGAGACAAGAAAAGAAGUGGCUCCGAAGGCGGAGGAGGAAGGAGGGGAGUCAUCGAGCAGCGAGGCGAACGGGCCAGUAGCAGCAGCUGCUCCGACCAGCAGCAACUUAGCUGACAGAGGAAGAGGGGCUUCUGCAGUUGGAGCGAGUGCCAGUGGUGGGGAUGGGCAGGAGGAGGAGGAGGGAGGGGAGGUGUGGAGGAGGAGGCAGUCCAUGCAGGCCUCUGGAGGCAUGGCCCAAAACCAGGAGGUUGUCAGGGCGAGAGAGAGUCCAAGUGGGACACCGGGGGUGGAGAGAGAAACAGGUGCUACAGCUCAGGUCAAUGGCCACCAGUCUGUUCGUUCCCUGCCGUCUGUCCGCCAUGACAUCAGUCGUUACCAGAGAGUGGACGAGCCGCUACCGCCUAACUGGGAGGCUCGUAUCGACAGCCACGGUCGGAUCUUUUACGUGGACCAUGUGAACAGAACGACAACUUGGCAGCGUCCCAUCGCUCCCCCUGCCCAACAGACCCUCCAGAGGUCCAACUCCAUACAACAGAUGGAGCAGCUGAACCGCAGGUAUCAGAGUAUACGUAGGACCAUAACCAAUGACAGCAGACCAGAGGAGCAGCCAGCCAAUGAGCUGCCCCCGGACGAGACUGACAUGCACCCCUCUAUCCCAGAGCUGCGUAGGGACAAUAGUGUGGCUCACUCCGGUUCCAGGUCUCGCCUCAUCCUGCUGCUCCAGUCCCCCAGCGCUAAGUUCCUCACCAGCCCCGACUUCUUCACUGUGCUGCAUUCCAACCCUAGUGCCUACCGUAUGUUCACCACCAACACUUGUCUGAAGCAUAUGAUCAGUAAGGUUCGUCGGGAUGCUCACCACUAUGAGCGCUAUCAGCACAACAGGGACCUGGUGGCCUUCCUCAACAUGUUCGCCAACAAACAGCUGGAGCUGCCCAGAGGCUGGGAGAUGAAGCACGACCACACCGGCAAGCCUUUCUUCGUGGACCAUAACUGCCGGGCCACCACCUUCAUCGACCCCCGGCUGCCUCUUCAGAGCACUCGGCCGCCGAGCAUCCUAGCUCACCGCCAACACCUGACCCGCCAACGCAGCCACAGUGCCGGGGAGGUCAGCCCACGACGACUGGUGGGUGAAGACCCCCGUCAUGCCGGCCCACCCGUCCUGCCGCGGCCUUCGAGCACCUUCACCUCUGCUAACCGGGGUCAGUGCCAAGACGUCGUACCAGUGGCUUACAACGACAAGAUUGUGGCGUUUCUGCGACAACCAAACAUCUUUGAGAUUUUGCAGGAGAGACAGCCCGACUUCAACCGCAACCAUUCACUCAGGGAGAAGGUGCAGCUGAUCCGCACAGAUGGAGGGUCAGGAUUGGCGAGGCUGUCAGGUGACGCUGACCUUGUCAUGCUGCUAAGUCUGUUUGAAGAUGAAGUAAUGUCCUACGUGCCUCCUCACGCCUUACUUCACCCCAGCUACUGUCAGUCACCUCGGGGAUCGCCUGUCUCCUCCCCACAGAACUCACCUGGUACGCAGAGAGCUAAUGCCAGGGCCCCGGCACCCUACAAGAGAGACUUUGAGGCCAAACUCCGCAACUUUUACAGGAAACUGGAAACUAAAGGCUACGGCCAAGGACCGGGGAAGCUAAAGUUGAUUAUCCGACGGGACCACCUGCUGGAGGAUGCCUUCAACCAGAUCAUGUGCUACUCCCGUAAAGACCUGCAGCGCAGCAAGCUCUACGUCAGCUUUGUAGGGGAGGAGGGGUUGGACUACAGCGGGCCUUCCAGAGAGUUCUUCUUCUUGGUUUCCAGGGAGCUGUUCAACCCUUAUUAUGGUCUGUUUGAGUACUCUGCCAACGACACCUACACCGUCCAGAUCAGCCCCAUGUCCGCCUUCGUAGACAAUCACCACGAAUGGUUCCGGUUCAGUGGUCGUAUUCUGGGUUUGGCUCUGAUCCAUCAGUACUUGCUGGAUGCUUUCUUCACCAGACCCUUCUAUAAAGGCCUACUGCGCAUUCCCUGUGAACUGAGUGACCUGGAAUAUCUGGAUGAGGAGUUUCACCAGUCCCUUCAGUGGAUGAAGGACAAUGACAUAGAAGACAUGCUGGACCUCACCUUCACCGUCAACGAAGAAGUCUUCGGACAGAUAACAGAAAGGGAGCUGAAGCCCGGCGGAGCCAACAUCCCUGUCUCUGAGAAGAACAAGAAGGAAUACAUUGAGCGGAUGGUGAAGUGGAGGAUAGAGAGAGGAGUGGUGCAGCAGACUGAAAGCCUGGUCCGAGGUUUCUACGAGGUGGUGGAUGCCAGGCUGGUGUCAGUGUUUGAUGCCAGGGAGCUGGAGCUGGUGAUCGCCGGCACAGCUGAGAUUGACUUAUCAGACUGGAGGAACAACACAGAGUACAGAGGAGGUUACCAUGACAACCAUAUUGUGAUCCGGUGGUUCUGGGCAGCCGUGGAGAGGUUCAACAAUGAGCAGAGACUGCGACUCCUGCAGUUUGUGACCGGGACGUCCAGUAUUCCUUACGAGGGUUUUGCUUCCCUGCGAGGCAGCAACGGACCCAGAAGAUUCUGUGUGGAGAAGUGGGGGAAGGUCACCUCACUGCCCAGAGCUCAUACUUGUUUCAACCGGCUGGACCUCCCACCGUACCCGUCCUUCUCAAUGCUGUAUGAGAAGAUGUUGACUGCCGUGGAGGAGACCAGCACCUUUGGGCUGGAAUGAGAUGUUCGUCUCUCCACCCCUACCCUCUACCCUCUCAAGGACUGCAGGUGGAAGUGAAGAGAGGGAGCCAUGAUAGAAGCUGGAUUUAAAGUCUGAUUUAUGGUUUGUGUUUAAUUUAUAAUGGGCUUUUUUUUAUAACAGAGGCUGAUAAGACCUUUGAACCACAAAGCUGCACUCUGACCCUUUGAAAUUUCCCAAGUACAGAGGUAAAACAGUUGUCUUUUUGUUGCACCUGCACGCAAUUGGCACCGACUUAGUAACACACGCUUUCACCUGUGUGAUCUGACAAAUGAAGACCCGCACUGCCUUUGGGACCAGAAUCAUAACUGCCAGGGUUUGAUCAAUCAGAGACCGGGAUGCUUUUUUUUUGUCACUUUCUCUUUGAUAUUACAAGGUUAAAGUUUAUCAUCAAAGAAGAAGCAACCACUGCCUUCUCUGCAAAAGCUGAGUGGACCUUUUAUUCUAAUCUGGAUGGAGCUCAAAGGAUUAUAAGGCACGUCCAGAACUGUGAGCUUCACUGAUGCCCUCGUUGAAUUACAGCGUCUCCUUGUGGUCUGUUGUAAUGACUGCACUCACGUAGGUUGUGCAUUUGUUUCUCCAAGCCUUUCGAGGACCAUCUGAGGUAACUUUUGGUAAAGUUUGUGGGGUUUUCCAGUGAACUUAUACAGCUGAUUUUGGAGACCCCAAACAAAAAACUUUUUGUUGUUAGUGUUUUCAUCUACAAGAAGAAGUAAUUUUCUAAUGACAUGGCAGUGAAAUGUUGUGAUUUGAAUGUAACUUUAUGAUGUAGUGGGGAGUGAUUUUGUACCAGAUCUGGAUCAAUUUGCAAAAAAAUAUUUGGCCACCACUUACUUGAGUUAAUAAUGUGUUGAUGAGUAAAUUAAGUUACAUACAGAUUGUAACCAUAUCCAUUUACUUUGAUUGUAUUUGAUUGAUUUGAAACAAGCUUUGAUCCAGGUCUACUCUCUAAAAAUGUGUUAAAAGUCGUCUACACUCAAGAGUUGUAGAUUCAAAUAUCCAAGUAGACAAAGUAAAGUGUCUACACACCAGUGGUGGAUCUAGAGGAUUUUACAUGGGGUGGCAAGAGACUGAAAAUACAUGCUACUUCUGCAGAUUGAUAUAUAUAUACUCUGACCUACAGUAGUCAGAAUAAUCCCUGUUUAACAUUGUAGGAGUAUGUAGUUAAUAAGAUACAAUCAAUGGAUGAACAUUUAACACUGAGUGAUAUUUAGACUAUCCUGUCAUGGAUACAAUAUCUCCAGUAUGUCUGUGUGCAGACUUGUGCACAGAUAAUAAUGGAUGUUAGAGGAAGGACACUUUUCUAUUUAUUUUCUAAUUAAAUAGAAAGAAUCGAUCCUCCAGCGCUGCAGUUUUAAGGCUGUAAUUCCCAGCAGACCUUCAUCAUUAUCCAUUAUUUAGGAAUGAACUGUCAGACUCAACAUAUCCUAAAUGUUAGAGCUUCAAACAUAACACUAUUUUUUAAAUACUGGUCAUAAACCCAAGUACUGGACAAAGUAUUUACACAAAAUUUCAUGGCAAUCCAUUUAGCAUGGCUAAAAAUAAUGGGAUGUUUCGCUGCUUUGGAUGUAGUGGUGACUGAAAAUGACUGAAAAACUCCUCAGUAGCGUUGGUAGCUUCCCACCUCCAUGCCUCCCUCCAGAUCCGCCCCUGCCACCCAUACCCCCCCACAUCAGAACUGAAAAAUUUCACCAAGCUUGAGUACAGCUGCUGGUGUCAAAGACACAGUUAGGUCAUCAGAUUUUACGCUUCCAAGUUCAAUAUAUUAUGUAAUUAUAGAAAAAGGACUUGGACCCUGAGACAUUCAACAUAUAUCAACUGGCAUAAAAAUGUCUUCUCAGCAUACUCGCUGUUGCUCAUUAGAAUAAUACAUUUUCUUUUCAUUGUUUUUUGGCUCUUUAUUCACCUCACACACUAUGACUAGAAGCUCUCAGAACGUUUUCUCUUUUCUUUGUUCUUUUUACACUUGUGAUGUUAACCACUUGUGUGUUUAUACGGCUCAAUUUGAUUACACGUGCUGUAUGUAAACUCUGUAAAAUGUCUUUUUCUGACAUGAAGAGUUGAACUCUGACACCGUUGAAUAGUUCCUCUAGAUUUGCACUCUGUCAUAAUUUCAAUAUUGAAUGAAUUGUAUCAGCUCAAUGUUAAUGUUUAUGUUAAUUUAAUCAAGUUGUUUAGUGGAGUUUUCACAGAGCAGGCACACAGUAAACAGUAAAAACCAUACAGUCCUCAUAAUAGAAAAGCAUGAACAUUUUGUAUAAAAUCAGUUUUGAAGGAGCUUGCAAUGAUAUUUUCUCUUUUGUACAUUGAGAUACUUGUUACCGUCCUCUUCACUCACAUUCCCCCCUGCACUAUGAAUGUAAGCACGCCUUGAACUGCCACAUCGAAAUACCACUGUCCACAUGCAGGCCUACAACACCUAAAAGUCAACCGCUGAGUUCCUGAGCUAACACUAACCCUUCUGAACGCCUCAUUUUAUACUCACGGCAAAAUCCAGACCAUAUGGAAGCCCAUUUCUGCAAAGAGAAAAAAUGAAUACACUAAAAGUUAUGUUUGUUAAAAAUGGAAAUGCUCAUCAUGGUUAUCUUAUGAAGUAUUUUAUUAUCAUGUCAAAGUCAAAGUCAAAAAACUGACUGUCACAUGAAUUUUGUUAUUUCUGACUUAGUAGGUCAAACUUCAAAUCAACAUUUACGUGCUGUUUCAUACUUUGUAGUAUCUUAAAUGUCUCAUGUCUCUUCAUAUUUUUUGUUUACUUUUUAUCUUUUUUUUUCCUGGCAGAAAUGGGCUUCGAUAAGACCAAAGGUACUGUAGACAAACUGCUACAGGCUCCUUUUUUAUGCGUGUUGACGGGACAAAAAACAAACCCAAACAGCAUAUUUUAUGCAAAGUCAGGGAGGGUACAUUUGAAACUGAUCAUAUUGUUUUCAAUUUUUGGACCAGAUUUUGAUAAAGCCCUGGACCUACGGUUUUCCUUGUUUACACUUAUAGAGAAUGUACUCUAAUCCAGAAUACCAACUAACAUUAUUUAUGUAUGAAGUUAACAUUUGGAUAGGAAGUUUGGUAAAUUUUCAUGUGCAAAUUCAGUUGAAUUCAAAUGGGAUUGAAUAAUUCCAUUCUCAGAAUGAAAAUAAUAUUAUUUCCCUCACUGAAUGCACUGCCCUUUGUCUGUCUAACCAGAAUGUACCAAAGUUUAGAGCCUAAGCCAGCUGCCUCACAUCUAACAACCAACCACUCUUUCUGUACAGUCCACCUCACUUUUAAAUAUGAAUGUUUAUCAGCACUCCUCUCUUAAAAUAAAAUGUCAUCUCUCUAUGCAAGCUUUUUCUUCUUCUUUCCAUGUCACUUUGAUUGUAAUGGACAAACAGGUCAGGAUAAUAAAUGAAAUUGUGUGUCAUGUGA
Molecule: messenger RNA, 8063 nt
Organism: Morone saxatilis (striped sea-bass)
Lineage: Eukaryota; Metazoa; Chordata; Actinopteri; Moronidae
Gene: hecw2b
Product: HECT, C2 and WW domain containing E3 ubiquitin protein ligase 2b
Exons: 30
Coding region: 144-4646 (1500 amino acids)
Biological process (GO): regulation of dendrite morphogenesis
Molecular function (GO): protein binding; ubiquitin-protein transferase activity
Source: RefSeq, a predicted model, not a curated record